Messenger RNA from Sporisorium graminicola, 369 nucleotides. RefSeq lists its product as uncharacterized. The transcript is spliced from 3 exons. The coding region runs from base 1 to 369 and encodes 122 amino acids. The record is from RefSeq and is a predicted model, not a curated record. Gene Ontology annotation, cellular component: vacuolar transporter chaperone complex; fungal-type vacuole membrane. NCBI's taxonomy places the organism in Eukaryota, Fungi, Basidiomycota, Ustilaginomycetes, Ustilaginales, Ustilaginaceae.
AUGUCGACUCAACCACUGCUUCAACGUACCGCUGGCAAGCGUAUUGCCCUUCCAGUACGAGUGGAGCCCAAGGUGUUCUUCGCCAACGAGCGAACUUUCCUGUCAUGGCUCAACUUUACCGUCACGCUCUCGGCGCUCGCCGCGGGUCUGCUCAACUUUGGCGACAAGAUCGGACGCAUCUCGGCCGCCAUGUUUUCCUUUGUUGCUAUGGCGAUUAUGGUGUACGCACUGCUCACGUACCACUGGCGUGCAAGUGCGAUUCGCAACCGCGGCUCAGGCCCGUACGACGACAGGUUGGGCCCCACGGUGCUCUCGGUCAUGCUGCUCAUCGCCGUGCUCGUCAACUUUAUCCUCCGCUUCAACGCCUGA